Messenger RNA from Ciona intestinalis (vase tunicate), 2204 nucleotides. Its product is annotated as E3 ubiquitin-protein ligase RNF34-like. Lineage: Eukaryota; Metazoa; Chordata; Ascidiacea; Phlebobranchia; Cionidae. Gene Ontology annotation, molecular function: ubiquitin protein ligase activity. Gene Ontology annotation, cellular component: plasma membrane; cytoplasm. The record is from RefSeq and is a predicted model, not a curated record. Gene Ontology annotation, biological process: proteasome-mediated ubiquitin-dependent protein catabolic process; negative regulation of extrinsic apoptotic signaling pathway via death domain receptors; protein K48-linked ubiquitination.
GUUUAUUUCACAAUACUAAACACUGUUAGACGCGUUCUGUUUUUAGUGAACAACACUCGUUGUUUGUUAAUGUAAAAGGAGAUGAAAUAAGUCAUUACUUAAGGUGUAUUACGUAAAAUUUAUCACUGCUUUAUUGUUUUAACAGUUAAUAUUGUGUUAGGCAAAAACAUUUGAUUUAGAUGUUUUAAAAACGGUCGGAAAAGUGUAAAAAAUUAAGACAAUGUUGGAUGCAUUUUGAAGUUCAUUUAUAAAGUAUUUUGUACCUGAGAAAAAAGACAUUAUACGAAAUAUUUAUUAACAAUUUUAACCAUUGCGUGUAAAUCGCGCCGCAGUAUGCCUUGUGCGUGCUGUUCUGCACAAUUCUCCAUUUUAAAGUGGAAGUCAAGAUGCUCAAACUGUUUUCAACUAUUUUGCUCUGACUGUAGCAUCGGCAGAGAAUGCAGGCCGUGUUGCUAUGUCAACAGGUGUAAAUCCUCAAAGACAAGCUUGAUGCAAAUCAAGGUGAAAGACCUACAGGGGUAUCUUAAGAACUUUAAAAUUGAGCACAGAACAUGCAAAGAGAAGCACGAGUUGGUUAAACUGAUACAGAAUCAAUUCGGCAUCACAUCAAGUGAGAAUAUCCAACCACCAAGUUCAUAUACUACCCAUGACAAUAGGGCCAAUGAAGAUCAAAGAAGAGAUGACAAUUCUGACCAGAAUCAAAGUGAAAACUCAAGCACCGACGACCCAGCUGUGCAUCUGCCAACUCCCCCCACAUACCAAAGGACACAGGAGUCUUUUCCUACAGCAGAACAAUUCAAUGUGUCAAGUUCAGGCAAUGAUAGUUCAAUAGCCACACCGAUAGUGAUUGAGGACACUGAAGAAUCAACGUCAACACAUAAUAACGCAAAUACAGUAGAAAAUAAUGAAGUAACUGAAGAAACAAGCACCUCUUAUGCAUUCUCAUCACCAGCAGUUGAAAGAACAGCAAAAAAGACUAAAAUCGGGCUUUCUGAGAUUAAAUCUGUUCAAGAAAUUGAGUCUUACUCAAUUAAACAGCUUAAAACCUUGCUUCAAGAAAACUUAGUUAAUUAUAAAGGGGUCUUGGAGCGCACAGAGUUGGUGAACAGGGUAAAAAACUUGUAUGAAGACCAUGUGUCUAAUGAGAGCAAUAUCAGUGAUGAUAUUACUGAGGAAAACAGCUCAUCAUAUGUUACAAAUAAAGAUGAAUUAUUCUGUAAAAUAUGCUGGGAAAGACCUAGAGACUGUGUACUCCUGGAGUGUGCACAUAUGAGCACUUGUAUUACUUGUGGAAAGCAAUUAAGAGAAUGUCCAAUUUGUAGACAACAUAUAGUACGCGCAGUACGGGUGUUCAAAUCUUAACUUCAAAUACGAGGGGUUUUUAAUUAAGAUUAAUUUCGAUUUUUUUUUCGAUUGAAAAUUAAGCUUUCAAGUCUUGAACUGAGUUAAGAAUUGAACUAUCUAUGCAGAAUAAAUGACACUAGCUACUAACUAGUUGCAUUGUAGUAGAUCACGCAAUCUUGUUGUUGUAGCUUGUAGGGGUACUAAUGGGGUUCUAAAUCCCAGUUUCCAUGACGUGCCUCACUGUAUAACCUCACCCAUAUAGAAUAGAAUGUGCAUAUACGCUGUUGGGGUAAUGGGUCAACUCUGGCUUAAAUCCAGGUCCCAUGGCAUGCCUCACUGUAGGACCUCACCCAUAUAGAAUAGAAUGUAAUACCAAACGCCACCUAGGUUCAAUUUAUGGAGUGUAUUUUAAAUAAUUUUCUUCACUACUAAAUGCAAAAGUUACAAAUAUGUUAAAAUAUAUUAUAUUUUAAAAGUAAUUCUACUAAAAAUACCUUUUACUUUUUCCUGCAGCUGCAAUUAUUCAAUUUCCGUUUCAUUUAAAACUGAUUUUUCGCUGAUAGAUUUUAGAUAUGUAAAACAUAUUCUAUCUAUGCUAUUAUAGCUUUAAUUUUAGCAAAAAUAUAUAAACAUAUGCUCACCCAUUUUUAUUGAACAGCUGAAGUUCCAAUUCUCUAAUAACAGCUUUUAAAUGGAAAAAAUUACUUUAUUUAAAUUGGUGCUUUUAACGAUGUCAACAUUUUCUAAACCUUACAUUUCUAUUUAAUUGCUGACAAUUUUUCGCAGUUUUAUUGCAAAUGCCAAACCUUGGAUGAUUUGUGUUUCAACUUUUCAAUGUAAUAAAAUAACUUUUACCCUUC